Cimex lectularius (bed bug) is the source of this 735-nucleotide messenger RNA. RefSeq lists its product as uncharacterized. The record is from RefSeq and is a predicted model, not a curated record. NCBI's taxonomy places the organism in Eukaryota, Metazoa, Arthropoda, Insecta, Hemiptera, Cimicidae. The transcript is spliced from 3 exons. Bases 216 to 731 code for a protein of 171 amino acids.
UUAGGAAUGCAGUUUAUUUGGUGUUAUGCAUUAUGAUUAGUAGUUCUACUGGAAUGACAAUUACAUCAUUUUAUUUUUUAAUUAAGUUACAUUAAAUCACGCUGUUAAUGUUUUUAGUGUAGUCCGUAGGGUUUUGAACCUGUAAUUUGGUCGUUACUAGCCAUUUUGGUCUGCUUUCACUCGCUGGGUCUGACAAGAAUGUCUGAUGAUUGGUAAUGACCAAAUUACAAAAAACUUUGUUCAAAAAUUUGUUAACUCUGCCUAGGAUAAUAUAUAUAUACAGUGCCAAAAAACUUACUUCACAGUCAAUCUGGGCUUCCUGUUCAACCUCCAGUGCCCCCAAAUCUGCAAAACAGGACCGUUUUUUUCUAGUCACCAUUGAUUCGACCUCCGAGCUCACUGGAGAUUCAUUGAUGUCAGAGUCUGAGGAGGCACCCCUUAAUGCAGCUCAAGACUGUCCAGCACCCGAGGCCUGGAUGGGCAUCACCACAACAUGGCAGAGGAAACAAGAAUUGAAAGGAUAUAUCGUACUUACUUCUCUUGCGUCAUCUCCAUGCGAGCGCCUCCUCGAUCAGUUCUGCUUCUCUACCCAGAUCUACAUAACUUCUUUCUUCCGUUCUUCAUUCCAUCCGUCGUUCUUCUCGUUCUUUCUCUUCGGUCUUCGGUCACGUAGAGAUCUAACCGUCGACCACGUUCACGUUCGUAGUUAUCUUAUACCACAUUUUGUUUAAAACG